Molecule: messenger RNA, 1497 nt
Organism: Epithele typhae
Lineage: Eukaryota; Fungi; Basidiomycota; Agaricomycetes; Polyporales; Epitheliaceae
Product: Indoleamine 2,3-dioxygenase
Exons: 4
Coding region: 1-1497 (498 amino acids)
Biological process (GO): 'de novo' NAD+ biosynthetic process from L-tryptophan
Cellular component (GO): cytoplasm
Molecular function (GO): indoleamine 2,3-dioxygenase activity; heme binding; metal ion binding
Source: RefSeq, a predicted model, not a curated record
AUGCAGUCCCUUCCCGUCAACCACUUCCUCAGCCUCCAGCGCCCUGAUGUCUUCGUGCCCGCCGCGGCUGGCACGCCCGACAUGUCCACCCUCGCGGCCCACGACUUCGACGUCGACACACGCACGGGCUUCAUGCCCCCUCAGCCACCGAUCGCCCGUCUGCCCACCGCAUGGGAGCUCUGGGAGGCCACGCUCGACGACGCCAUCAGCAGCAAGCUCGAGCUCGCUGACAAACCCGGUCUUUCGCAAGAUGACGAAGAGCGUUCGGCGCGCUGGCGGACCUCGGUCCGUAAGCUACCCAUCCUCUCUACCGAGGCGAUCAAGACGUCAGAGAUCCUUCUCCGUCGCGCGCACUGCGUGCUCGCCUGGAUCAUGCACUUCUACGUGCACACCACCCCGGUCUCGGAGAUGAGCAUCCACAUCCCCGCCCCCGUCACGGUGCCGCUCCUCCAGGUCUGCGCCCAGCUCCAGCUCCCGCCUGUGCUCACGUACUCGGACGACGUGCUCUACAACUGGGCGUUCAAGACCGCGCCCGCGGCCGACGGCCACUUCGUGCCCAAGGACGAGCUCUACAACCUGCGCUGCAACACGCUCUUCACCGGCUCGCGCGACGAGGAGGAGUUCUACCUCUCCUCGGCCCGCAUCGAGCUCCGCGGCGUCGAGGCGCUCUCGCUCAUGCGCGUGAUCAUGGACGAGGCCUUCGUCAACGACGCGAUCGCCCACCGCCGCAUCACGUCGUACCUCACCGAGCUCGCAGGCGUCGUUCGCCACUGCCGGCAGCUGCUCGGCGCCGUCCGGGACGGGUGCGACCCCAGCGUGUUCUACAACGAGAUCCGCCCCUGGUUCCGCGGCUGCGACUCGGACACCCGCGGGCGCAGGUGGGUCUUCGACGGCCUCGAGCUCGACCCCACUCUGAAGGAGCCCACCGAGCUCUCGGGCCCGAGCGCCGGCCAGAGCUCGAUGAUCCACGCGCUCGACAUCUUCCUCGGCGUCGACCGCUACUCGCACUCGAACUUCAAGGCCGACCUCGCCGCCUCCUCCUCCGCCUCCUCCUCCGACUCGUCCUCCUCCGACUCCUCCGCGCCCUCGACCCCGCUGACCUCGGUCGGGGUCCUCGCGCCCCUCCCCGCGCCCGCGCCCGCGCCGGGCCCGACGCCGUUCCUGACGCGGAUGCAGAAGUACAUGCCGCGCCACCACCGCGCGUUCCUCCGGCACCUGCACGCGAACCCGCGCCCGCUGCGGCACCUCGUCGAGGCCGCGGACGACGACGCGCUCCGCGCGGCGUACGACGAGGCGGUGACCGCGCUCAAGGAGUUCCGCGACGAGCACGUGCGGAUCGUCGCGCUCUACAUCAUCAUCCCCGCGCGCCAGGCGCAGGGCGCGGCGCCGAAGGAGGCGGGCGUGCCCAAGGGCACCGGCGGCACGGACGCGUACCAGUUCGUGAAGGGCGUCCGCGACCAGACCGCGGGCGCGAUCCUGGGCCCGAAGACGGCGUGA